AUGCAGUCUUUAAGUCCCAAGUGCUGCUUUCUACUUACGUUGUUUACGGCGAUCUUUCUCGCAGAGGUUAGAUCACAAAACGAACAAGUAGAGGCGAACGCGCUACGUUUUUUAGGCAAUCUUGAAGAAUUUCAAAAUACUCCGAGUGAUAUUGUAUUCUUGUUGGAUAGCUCUGGUAGCAUAGGGGCAGAAAGAUGGCCACGAGAAGUGGACUUUGUUCGCCAAGUGUCCACUAUUUUUACCGUUUCAUCUGACACAUCGCGUGUCGCUAUCGUGUCGUACUCAUCGGCGGGUCAAAUAUACACGCGAAUAGAUCACAUCACUGAACCGACAGACAAAAAUAAAUGUACUCUUCUUGGACAACUCGACGACGCGCUGCCAUACACUGGUGGUGAUACAUACACACUUGGUGCCUUAACACAGGCCGAAACUUUACUUAAAAACGGUAGAAAUGAUGCGCCGAGGCUGGUAAUUCUUCUCACUGAUGGCCAAUCGAAUGGAGGUGAUCCCAUCCCCAAGGCAAAUGAAAUGAAAAGAGACGGAAUAACUAUCUUUUCCAUCGGACUUGGUCAAGGCAUUAACCAAGACGAAUUGACAAGUAUAGCUUCCGAUAACAACGUCUACUUACUCGAUCAACUUGGCAAAAUCAGUGAUCUUGCAGCUCAUUUGAAAGGAGAUGUUAAGGAUUCGUCGGCUUGGGACCACAAUAUUGAUAAUUCUGUUUGCAAUGCAUUAUGUGACGAUAUUGGUGGGACUAAGACGAGCUGCUGCGAUGCUCAAGCACUCUGUUCCUGUGCUACAAAUAGCGGUAGCAUCGAGUGCGCAUGUGCUGAAGGGUACUCGGGCUCCGGAUUAAAUGGUCAAUGUACAAAGUGCCCUUUCGGAACAUACAAAGACCUGUACGGUAAUCAGGAUUGCACUGUGUGUCCGCCUCAUUCAGUGACAAAAAGCCAGGGUAGCAAGAGCAAAAGUGACUGCGUUUGCGAGGAGGGCUACACCGGAAAUCCAGCCAACGAUAAGUCAUGUGAAGCUAUCAGAUGCGAACAGCUAGCUAACAGCCCUGGAGUGCACAAGAUUCCAGCUGAUUGCGACAACGUUCUGGGCACAACAUGCUGGUUUUUAUGCCAAGCUGGUUAUAGACAGAAUACUGGAACUGAAACGGAAGUUACGUGUCUUAGUAGUGGUGUUUGGUCUGCCAGUCCAUUGCAAUGCACCAAAAUAACAUGUGAGGCACUCCCAAUUCCUGGAAAUGGACGGCGUGACUGCUCUUCAACAUCCUAUGAGAUAGAGACAACUUGUCAAACGAAUUGCAAUGAGGGCUAUGAACUAGACGGAGAUAGUACACGAACCUGCAUUCUAGCGAAAGACAACACCGGGACUUGGUCAGGGAAUGAGCUGAUAUGCCAAGCAAAGGAAUGCCCACCACUGCCUGUGAUUGCAAAUGUUGAAGUGAGUCCUUCGCAAUGUCAAAGCAAACCACAGAAGUACCAAUUCCAUUGCACAUAUCGAUGCCAAGCUGGUUAUACGCUUAAAGGCACUGAUGUAACAACCUGCCAGGCAGAUACAAGAUGGUCUGGCCAAGAUAAUGAAGUGCAGUGUGAGGAUGUAACCCCUCCUGAGUUGAAUGACUGUCCUGAGAAUAUAGAACUGGGCAAUGACCCUGGAUUGAGCUCAGCUUCGGUGAUGUGGAUUCCCCCGUCAGCGUCUGACAACUCUGGUCUUGAUCCCAUUCUUACGUCCAACUUCAAUCCUGGCGAUUCAUUUGAAAUCGGUAAUACAGAUGUGAAAUACGUAGCUACUGACGUCAAUCAGUUAAAGUCGCAGCCGUGUACGUUCACUGUGACCGUUCGAGAUGUAGAGGAACCGAGGCUUGAAUCAUGCCCUGCUGACAUCACAAAGGAAAGUAGUGAGAGAAGUACAAAAGUGACGUGGCCUGACCCAGUGUUCAUUGACAAUUCAGGUCAGGACGUGAUUCUCACCCAUACAAGGCUGUCUGGAGAUUUAUUUUACUGGGGAGAAAAAGAGCAAGUAAGAAUUGAAGGCCGAGAUGACGCUGGCAACUUGGAAGUCUGUUCGUUUUUCGUCCAAGUGAAACAAUAUGCAUGUCCAUUUUACCCUGCCCCUGUUAACGGAGCUCUCGGCUGUGAAACCUGGCUGGGAGGUCAGUUUUGCACAGCCUCCUGCCAACAAGGCUACGACUUUUCCCGCACCCCUGAAAAACUUUACUUUUGUACAACUGAUGACAAUGGGGAUCCAACCUGGUCUGAAUUUCCAGAUCCCUUUAGAGAUCCAGGGUUGGAGUUCGAAGUUCCGUGGCCUGAUUGUUCAAGCAUGGUUCCUUCAAAUGCUGAUGUUGAUCUCAGUGUGCAGUAUUACGCCGACAGUUGCUCCAGUGAAGAAGGAGAACUAGAAAUCAAACAAGAUUUAGUUCGUAAGUUUGAAGGCCUGAAUGGUUUUUUUAAGGGGCUGUGCAACGAUCCAGAUACAUGUAAGGUUGAAAAUGUGGAGGUGUUUUGUGGUAAAGAAGGUGUUUCUGGAGGUCUAUUCGAGACUAAUCGCCGUAGAAGGCAAGUCCUUCGGUACGUGAUUACUGUGAACGCCACAGCAAAGGUCAGCGGAUCUGCCGUGCAGCAACAGAUGAUGUCGGGUGGCGUUGCUGGAGACACCAACAUGGACGUGACUCAGGCCUUGGAACAGUACGUCACCACUAUACAGACGUUAGUUGACUCUGGUAACCUGUCUAUAACUGUGAAUGGUGAGGUUUUAGUUCCGGAACCUGCACAAGACAUCGUGACAUCAGACUUCAAGAUUUCAUGCAACAUUGGCCAAGUCUUAAGGAACAUGAGCUGUGUUAGUUGUCCUGUUGGGAUGCUCUAUGAUGCUACUACUAAGUCAUGCAAGGAUUGUCCAAGCAAUACGUAUCAAGAUACAGAGGCCCAGACAAGCUGCAAAAAAUGCCCCGCUAAUACAUACACACUGACAAGCAGAACUAAACAACUCUCUGAAUGCAGAGCGCCAUGUAAACCUGGUACGCACUCAACCACAGGAUUGGAGCCGUGCAUCGCGUGUCAGCAGGGCACGUUCCAGCCGGACUCCAGAUCUAUUCCAUGUAACCCAUGUCCAUUUAACUUAACAACGUGGACAGUAGGAGCAGUGUCUAGCUCAGAUUGCACAGUGGCUUGCCAAGCAGGUUCCUACUCUCGUACGGGUUAUGAACCCUGCGAGCCGUGUCCGUACGGAAGCUACCAACCAAGCAGUGGUCAGAUGUCGUGUCUAUCUUGCCAACAGGGAUUCACAACUGCUGACAAAGGCUCAAAAUACAUGCAUCAGUGCAUAGAUAUUGACAUCUGUACGGUUUUAUCACCUUGUGGAAAUGGCGGAACAUGCAUCGACAAUGAAGACGGAUUUGCGUGUACCUGUCCCGCAGGAAUUUUUGGCGAUGUAUGUGAAAUAAACGUGAAUGAGUGUCUGAGUAAUCCGUGUCAGAAUGGUGGAACAUGCUCUGAUGCAACUAAUAGCUACUAUUGCACAUGUGCAAAAGGUUUUGAAGGCGUUAAUUGCCAAAGAGACAUCAAUGAUUGUAGGCCAGAUUCUUGUCUCAACGGGGGAGUAUGUGUGGACGGUUUGAAUGGCUUCAUCUGUGUGUGUUCCAUUGGCUAUUCAGGUACAAACUGUGCUGUCAACAUCAACGACUGUAUUUCACAUAACUGCGCCAAUGGAGCAACAUGUAUUGAUCAAUUGAAUAGUUAUGCAUGCUACUGUACCCCAGGCUACACAGGACAACUUUGUGAAACAGAUAAAAAUGAAUGCGAAUCAACUCCCUGUCAAAAUAAUGGAACAUGCCAGAAUACAGUUGGAUCUUUUCGGUGUACCUGCCAAGCUGGAUUCAGUGGCGAGGAAUGUGAAGUCAAUGUUGAUGAAUGUGUCACUCAAAACGUUGUCUGUCAAAACGAAGGCACUUGUCAAGAUGGAAUUAACCAGUUUUCAUGUCAUUGUGUUACUGGUUAUUCCGGAACAUUCUGUGAAAGGGAACUGCCAACAUUUUAUGAUUUGAGGUUUCCCACGGCAAGCGUGAGUAAUUAUUGCAAAUUGCGUGACAUCCCAGAUUUAUAUGAGUUUACAAUCGCAUUUUGGAUGAAGACGACAGACACCAAGAACUAUGGUUGUCCAAUAUCGUACGCUACGAUGGACGCAAAUGGCGUGGUGAUGGAUAAUGCCCUCUCCCUGCAAGAUUACAAUAGCUUCAGCUUCUACGUCAAUGGAAAAUCUGCUUUCACAUAUGUCCAAGCAAAUAGUAACCCCAACUGGCACCAUAUUGCUCUGACAUGGGAGAGUAAGUCAGGAACAUGGUUCAUAUACAUGGACAAUGUUCUCAAACAACAAGGAACCGGCCUUCAAACUGGCCAUGUCAUCAAAGGGGGCGGAAUACUGAUUAUAGGGCAAGAGCAGGAUAGCUACGGUGGAUCAUUUGUUCGCAACGAGGCAUUUGUCGGAACCCUUAACCAGUUGAAUAUCUGGAACUUUGCUAUGUCAGCUGCAGAAAUCGGGGCAGUAUACACUAACUGUGGAAUUAAUGGUAACAUUGUAGCGUGGGGAGCGGUACAAGAGGCAGUGAUUGGUACAGUCCCAACUGACACUCCAUCCACACGGACUGAAGCCACAACCUGUAAUGCAAAUACAAUAAAUAUAGGCUGCAGCUCUUUGAACUGUGUAAACGGAGGCACAUGUUCUACAACAGGCUUAAUUGCCAUGUGUUCUUGUACACCUGGUUACCGAGGGAGGACCUGCCAGUUUGAUGUCAAUGAAUGCAGUAAUGACAAUGGAGGCUGUAGUCACACUUGUGUUAAUAGCGUGGGUUCCUACAAUUGUCUGUGUCCUGCUGGUCACAUCCUUCAAGGACUGACUUGCAAAGAUUCAUCAUUUUGUGAAGAAAAUGGAGUCAUGUAUAGGAAUGACCAAACUUGGAGGGUAGGCUGUGAGGAAUGUGCCUGUAGGGAUGGUGUUAUUACCUGCAUUAAAUACACAUGCCCUGAAGUCAAGUGUCCUCUGGGAACCAUUCUAUCAACGUGUGCAGAUGGUUGCUGUUCCUGUUGCAUUGCUGACACUGUACGACCUAAUAUCACCUGUCCUGAUGACAUCACAGGCAAGGCAGCGAUUGACCCAACCGUACAGGUGUCUUGGCCAGAUCCGGUCGCUUAUGACAACUCCGGCACAGUUGCCGUGAAAUGCUUCCCAGCAUCUGGUUCCAAGUUGCCACUCCAGAUGACGAACGUUUCAUGCAUCGCUACUGAUGGAUACGGAAAUGCAGAAUCUUGCUCUUUUACAGUUGCUGUUGCAGAUAUUGGAAGCCCAUUGGUGUAUUGUCCGUCAUCAUUAACAUUUCCGACCUCGAUUGGUGAGGCAGUUGGUGUUGUCACCUGGCCAGCACCAGUCGUGGUGGACAACUCAUUUGAAGAUCUUGUGGCAAAGUGUGACCAAGUUGAUGGUGUGUCAGUUGGCAUUGGUCAUCUUGUGAUCCACUGUGAGGCUACUGACUAUAGUGGAAAUACUGGGUUUUGUUCUUUUAAUGUGACUGUCAUAGACACUGAAAGUCCAGACAUCCAGUGUCCACAAGAUCAGCAAUUAAACACUCUUCACAAUGUACACUUUGCAAUAUCGACUUGGGAACAGCCGACCGCUUCCGACAACUCUAACUCCCAACCAUCCGUUUCCUGUGAUGCGUAUUCAGGCAGUGCAUUUCCAAUUGGACAGAGUACUGUCACCUGCACGGCAGUGGACGGUGCAAGCAACGAUGCUCAGUGCUCCUUCCGUGUUGAUGUGAAGGACAAGCAACCACCGUCUAUCACAUGCCCGUCUGAGGUUAUCGUCACUACUGAAUCACGGAUGAAUUAUGGCAUCGCUAGGUGGCCCAACCCACUGACCUAUGAUAAUUCAAACAACACUGUGAAAGUUGUGUGUGACCAUGUCAGUGGUCAGCAGUUUCAGAUUGGUUCAACAAAUGUUUAUUGUGUUGCUGAGGAUGCAAGUGGCAACAGCAACAAUUGCAACUUCAACGUGAAGGUUAUUGAUAAUGAAAAGCCUGUGAUAAUGUGUCCGGCUAACUAUUCACUUAACACACUCCCAGGAUUGAGCUAUGCGGUGGCAACUCAUGCAGCGCCCUCAGCGAGAGAUAAUUCCAAGCAGCAUGUGAACAUCUCGUGUGACCAUCCAUCGCAAAUACCUAUCGGUAUAACAACCGUAGUGUGUGUGGCGACAGAUAUGUUUGGCAACAAAGAACCAUGUUCUUUUGCUAUCACGGUCAAAGACAUUGAGCCACCAAAAAUGAUUUGUCCUGAACCAAUGAGAUUACCCACAAGUCCCGGUGCUCCUUGGGCUGUCCCAAAAUUCAGUGUACACAAUGUAUCUGAUAAUUCUGGUGUCCGGCCAAUCACUAAAUGUGUCCCCAGUCCUGACGACAGGUUUCCGAUUGGUUCGACAGAGGUCACAUGCGAAGCAGUUGAUAAACCUGGCAACAGCGUUGACUGUGUUUUUAGUAUCGCUGUUGUAGAUAUGGAGCCACCCAGCAUUGAAUGUCCUCGUGAUAUUACUGUGGAUGCGAAGGAAAAUGCAAACAGAGGACGGGUCACAUGGAAGAUGCCGAUUGUGUCUGAUAAUUCGAAUGAGAAAGUGGAAACAUCUUGUAACGCAUCGUCACCUUCGCUGUUCCGCAUCGGUAUUUCUGCUGUGAAAUGUAGCGCAUGUGAUGUAUACAACAACACCAACCAAUGCUUCUUCAACGUCAAAGUCAAUGCUGAUGUUGACUUAAUGAAACUCUGCCGUAACAAACGGUACGGUUACGUAUAUGGACACCCAUUGGACUGCACAAAGUUUAUCCAAUGCAAGUACCACGGCUACUAUGAAAGAAAAUGCCAAGCGGACCUCCACUGGAACGAUAAAAUACAGCGAUGUGACUGGCCGAGUAUUGCAAAGUGUGACGUUAUUAGCAUUCCCGCAGGUAGUCACGAGAACAAGGAGGAAGAGGAGGAAUUGAUUGAUAAAUUUUGCGAAGGGAAAAGUUUCGGGUAUUACCCUCAUCCGACCGAUUGCGCAAAAUUUGUGCUUUGUCACGUAAGGUUGCAGCAACGUGUGCGCACAUGUCCAAAAGGCACUAAAUGGCACGCGCAGAAGACCAUCUGUGAUUAUGAAUAUUUGGUGGACUGUGAUGAUCGUGCGUUGGUUGCAGGUACGACCCAGUCUACGGGAGUUGUAUUCUCAUGCACUGGGCGCAGAGAUGGAAUGUAUGCGGAUCCGAAUAGCGCUACAAUGUGGUAUAUGUGUUCCUAUGGUAGAAGUUACCACUUCCUGUGUGGGCCUGGAUCUGUCUGGAAAGAUAAUUUAAAGACAUGUGGCAGGCUGUGAACAAAAAAUGAUUAAAAUUGAAAUAAAACAUCUUUAUAAAUAUUUAAUAUUAAUAGGAUCUUACAACAAUUAACUUUCAAUUUGUAUCUAUUUUUAGUGUGAUUUUUUGCAUUCAUGAUUUAACUUUCAGUUUGUUUACUAAUAACAAAAUUUGUGUAUAAGUUAGCAAUGCUACUUUAAAAUUACUUGAGCUGACACUGACUGAAAUAAUUUUGAGAAUGCGAUAUCUGUUUUAAAAAUUUUGUAUUUUUUCUAAUUAAAUUAAUUCUGUUUGCCAACUCUAAGAACAAUAAAGUAUGAUGUUACUCACUUCCAUUCAGUUAACAUUUUACCACCAACCUAGUCGUUUCAUCAGACUGGCAACCCAUCUUUUUUCCCACUGCUUUUAAAGCCAUAGAGGGCUUGAUGAGGUGAUCAAAUAUUUUAUUGAGCUUGCAAGCCCCUUGUCCUUGUUGAGCGUAUUUUUUUCCCCUCCUUCAAAUCCAAAUGGACUCCUUAAGCCAUCUAGUAGUUUUGUCAGACUCUGACAAUGAUGUUGGAUCAUUCUAUAUCAAUGACGUUGGAUCGUCCCUAAUCAGUGGUUCACACAAUGGUAUUAUUCUGUUUCAAAUAGAAGUGAAUAAAACUAUUUCCCUAAAAUCAUCUUUAUUCAUGUGAAUAAAUAAGGACAAGUAGAGAAAUAAAAUUUGGAGUUGAAUAGGUUGGUGGAUUCAUGAGAUGCUUGCCUUCCUAUCCCAUUGACCUGGGCUCCAACCUUGUCACUACAAAGCAGGGUUUUUCCUCAAGAUUGAUAACUGCUUUACCCUGCCUGCCCUGUCCAGACUAUCAAAUUUUAUUUGGCAAAAACAUGUGACAUGCCUGAAUAUGGUCAUCAUGACCAUAUAUAGGCACAUCAUGGCCAUACAGCAGUUUUUUGUCCAAGAACAUUUGAUAGUGUGGACAGCUUAGCCUUAUGACUUACAUUAUUCUAUCCUGUGUGUAAUUUGCAAUUUAUUUGCUAUAGGAUGUAAAAGAAAUAAAAUAAAAAUAUAGAUAAAAUGGAAUAAAA
This is a messenger RNA of Anneissia japonica, 8446 nucleotides long. Its product is annotated as sushi, von Willebrand factor type A, EGF and pentraxin domain-containing protein 1-like. The transcript has 35 exons. The coding region runs from base 1 to 7398 and encodes 2465 amino acids. Gene Ontology annotation, cellular component: extracellular region. Gene Ontology annotation, molecular function: protein binding; calcium ion binding; chitin binding. NCBI's taxonomy places the organism in Eukaryota, Metazoa, Echinodermata, Crinoidea, Comatulida, Comatulidae. The record is from RefSeq and is a predicted model, not a curated record.